GUGAGUCUGUAUUUUUCAUGAUGGCGUUGCGAGGCGGAGAGCUAAUGCCCUUAAGUCUUCAACUGUUCUUUCGUUCAUUCUCCUCCACCCCGAGUCUUUAAGUGACAACUAAAACUCGCGCAGAAGUGACGGGGACCCACUUUUUUGCCAUGUUAACUGUGGAUGGAAUGUAUGUCGUCUUAACCGCUUUGUCCUAAUUUAGCUCUCAGAAGUGCAACAGGAUUUUCGAGGAAAAAAGCUUCGAAAUGUCUCUACUUUGUGUGAGAGCGAUCUAGUCCUGCCUUGCAUGGUGCAAGUAGCCGGGUUGACAGCGGGGCUCUACGUAAUAACUUUUUCGCCCGUGAUUUAUUUUCUUCUGAAACAACUUGUCGACUGGAAGGGACAGAAUCACAAUGAUACGCAGCAGAAUACGUCGUUGGAUCUUAGAGCCGUUAAGAAAGCCAUGCUCCAGGGUCCCCCAGAUAAGUUCAAUGCCUACGUGACGCUGAAGGUUCAGAACGUGAAGAGCACGACCAUCACAGUCCGAGGGGACCAGCCAUGCUGGGAGCAGGACUUCAUGUUCGAGAUCAGCCGGCUGGACCUGGGGCUCAUCGUGGAGGUGUGGAACAAGGGCCUGAUCUGGGACACCAUGGUGGGCACCGCCUGGAUCCCUCUCAAAAGCAUCCGCCAGUCGGACGAGGAGGGCCCGGGGGAGUGGACCUUCCUGGACGCCGAGGUCCUGAUGAAGGCGGAUGAGAUCUACGGCACCAAGAACCCCACCCCCCACCGGGUCCUGCUGGACACGCGCUUCGAGCUGCCCUUCGACAUCCCGGAAGAGGAGGCCCGGUACUGGACCGGCAAGCUGGAGCAGAUCAAUACCAUGCACAUCCACGACGAGUACCCAUUGCAAGAAGUUCAAAGGAGCACUCUGCCCUCUGCUGCCUCCCAGUGCUGCAACUAUUUAGGAUGGGGCGACCCGCAGACCCUGGAUGACCACGACAGCGCGGUAGACGAUCGGGACAGUGACUACCGCAGCGAGACCAGCAACAGCCUGCCCCCCCGGUACCACACCACGGCCCAGCCCAACUCCUCCCUGCACCAGUACCCCAUGGGCCCCCGGCUGCAUCACCAGGCCGACUCGCGAGAGUCCUACACGGACUCCAUGCAGAGCUACGACCUGGACUACAGGGAACACAGGGGGACCAGAGGGGGUCCCAGAUAG
Anguilla anguilla (European eel) is the source of this 1201-nucleotide messenger RNA. Its product is annotated as protein unc-13 homolog B-like. The transcript is spliced from 11 exons. Lineage: Eukaryota; Metazoa; Chordata; Actinopteri; Anguilliformes; Anguillidae. Gene Ontology annotation, biological process: presynaptic dense core vesicle exocytosis; dense core granule priming; synaptic vesicle maturation. Gene Ontology annotation, cellular component: terminal bouton; neuromuscular junction; presynaptic active zone cytoplasmic component. Gene Ontology annotation, molecular function: syntaxin-1 binding; calmodulin binding; diacylglycerol binding. Bases 287 to 1201 code for a protein of 304 amino acids. The record is from RefSeq and is a predicted model, not a curated record.